GGGAGAGAGGAUCAGCAGUCAGUGGGUGCAGGGGGUUGGGGGAGACACAUGGGUGCAGAAGGCAGGUGAGUGGAGACUGAACAACAUGCAACUGACUCAAUGCUGCUUCAUCUUCCUGGUCCAGGGGAGCAUCUACCUGGUAAUAUGUGGCCAAGAAGAUUCCUCCAGCGAUCCUGAUGAUGAAGACCAGCCAGAGUCUAAACCCCACCCAAGAACAAGAAUACCCAGGAGAAAACCUCCUUCUUCUUCUUCUUCCCGAUCUCGCUUCUCAAGCAAUCAAAAUUCCACCAUUCUCCAACUUCUGUCGAACUCCCCCGAGUUCUGGGAUGUUCUAAGCAGUCUUUCAGAGUUGGGUCAAAAUCAAGAACCCCCGGUACCCUCCAGGAGUAGACGCCAAUCGGUUCUGAGGUCGACCGGAAGAGCGAAAAAAAUCUUUGGUUGGGGGGACUUCUACUCUAAUAUCAAGACCGUGAAACUCAACCUUCUUAUUACUGGAAAAGUGGUUGACCAUGGAAAUGGGUCUUUUAGUGUCUAUUUCCGACACAACUCAACCGGGCAGGGGAAUGUGUCUGUCAGCCUUGUUCCGCCCUCCAAAAUUCUUGACUUUGACCUGGAGCAGCAGAUGUACGUAGAAGCGAAGGAAUCCAAGAUCUUCAACUGCAGGGUUGAGUUUGAAAAGGUGGAUAAGGCCAUUAAAACAGGUCUUUGCCCCCAUGACCCGUCAAAAACUUGUCAGCAGCAGCAAACUCACAGUCGGGUCUCCUGGACCUGCUCUCAACCUUUCAAGAUUGUUUGUGUUUAUGUCUCUUUUUACACCACUGAUUACAGGCUGGUGCAGAAGGUCUGUCCUGACUACAACUACCAUAACAGCUCUCCGUACUCACCUUCUGGCUGAAGAAAAGACAAAGAUGUUGGACGGUGAUACCAGCACGAAUGCCAAAGUGGAACCAACUUUGGAACUUUUUGAUGGACUUCCUGUGCCUUUGGUCUGGUCUGUUGUGGUGUCUUUGUACUUGUGGAGAAUGUGGACACAGAGUAGAGCAGUAAUUCUGAGGGACCUUACACCAGAAACCUACAUGGUGAUUACUGAACGGUACACACAGCAAGCUCAUGUACAGACACCUCAAGACACGAUGAGAGUAUUUGGUGGGACCUUGCAGUCACUUUCAAUUUUCGGGCUGUUUUUUUCGGAAUGUUUCUCUGUUACAAGACCAACCCCCCACAAACAACAAAUAAAUGAAGGUCAAUGACAAAAGCAGAAAGAUUACAUUAUUUUUUACCUUUUCAAAACAUUGACCCAACAAUGGUUACAUUUAUGCUCAGUAUAAAGAAUUACUCAAGCCGUUGGGUCAAUCUGGGACACGUUUCCAAAAGGUGUGAUGUUCUGUACCCCCCUUUAAGAAAAAUGGAAUUCUCUGUGGCUCCUGUAUAUUGUUGUAUCUAAUAUGUACCCUUUAGAGUAGCUCCACCUAUGUUUUAUUCCCACUCCCAAUACCUACUAACUAGUCCUGGGACAAACAUGUACCCUCAUUAACUCCACAACUGAACCCCUAAACCCCCCUCCAGUCUUCUGCUUGGUAUAAGAUGGGCACCUCUGCUUCCACCCAUUACCAUAGGCCAUUGACUGGGAUUGACCUGUUUUUUUAUUAAAUUAUUAAAAUAUCUCUAUAUCUAUAUUUAUGGAUAGGAUUUCCUAUAAGAAUGAAGUUACUUUAGUACAAACCAUAUGUAAGGUUUGGGUGUUUGUCAUAUAAUUUCUACGGUUCCGUGCUAGAUGGACAUGAUGUGUGUACACUUGCUGCAACCAAUAAACAACUCAUCUGCCGUGUGCAA
Xenopus laevis (African clawed frog) is the source of this 1833-nucleotide messenger RNA. It is a transcript of the gene nxph3.S, whose product is annotated as neurexophilin 3 S homeolog. Lineage: Eukaryota; Metazoa; Chordata; Amphibia; Anura; Pipidae. Gene Ontology annotation, molecular function: signaling receptor binding. Gene Ontology annotation, cellular component: extracellular region. The record is from RefSeq and is marked provisional.